AUGGAGAUCCUGCCAAAGAACCCUGCGUCAUCCGACGAAGGGGAGAUCAAUACCAGGACCAAGAUGACCGCGCAAGGCAUCAUCCUCGUGCCUCAACCAAGUGACGAUCCGGAAGAUCCCUUGAAUUGGAGCACAUUCACCAAGCACGCGGCUCUCGUGGUUCUCGCGUUUGAGUCAUUCCUGGUCAAGUUUUCAGCCACUCUCAUUGCUCCCGAUGCUCUUGAGCUAUCCAGGGAGUUUGGAGUAAGCAAAACCACUGCGACCUACAUCGGCUCUGUACCCUCCAUAUUGAACGCAAUAACGUCCUUCUUCUGGAUUCCGCUAAGUCAUCGGAUUGGUCGACGGCCUGUACUUCUCAUUGGGAAUUUGAUAGCAUUGCUCAGUGCAAUUGGAGUGGCUCGGUCUCAAACGUACGCCGAAGCUCUAGCUUGUCGAAUGGUCAUGAACCUGGGCGGCAGCGUCGGUUUGUCCAUUGGACCCGCUGCCAUCUCCGACAUGUUUUUUCUACACGAGAAGGGUUCACGAAUGGGUAUAAACAGCAUCCUGCUUGUCAUUAGUCCGUAUGUAGGUGGAGUGGCCGGUGGCUCCAUCGCAUACAAUAAGAGCCUCGGGUGGCGGUGGUCGAUGUACAUCGCAGCCAUCCUCUACGCCACACAGUUCAUCGCCCAAAUUUUUCUCGUCCCCGAAACUAUCUACAAACGAGAUGAGAAUGCGGCAGCCGCAUCCCAGCCCCAAGACUCGAAGCGAAACGCUUUCCUCUCUUUCCUCAAAUUUCGUACCCCCAAAGUCCCCGAAAACGAAACUUGGGCUCAAACCUUCCGCAAGCCUUACAAGAUGUUCGCGUAUCCUGCCGUUGUUCUUCCCUCCUUCUGGUUCGGGGUUGCAAACAUGACUGAAGUCGGCAACACAGCGGGCUUCGCCCUCAACUUCGGCCUAGAUACUCACUGGAAAUUCAAUCUAGCCCAGGUAGGCUUCUGUUACUUUUCCGGUGUUAUCGGGGCCGGGAUUGGCGAACUAUUUGGAGGGCCACUCUGCGACUUGCUCACAAAGUACACAAUGCGGCGAGGCCAGGUUUGGAAGCCGGAACGGCUACUUCAUCUCGUGUGGACAGGUUUGGUCACUGUCUCGGCUGGUUUACUCUUGUACGGACUCGAACUCGAGUUCGGAGACAGCUGGGCUUCGGCUCUGACGGGAAUCGGUUUAUUCACGUUCGGGCAGGAGAUCAUGGUUACCGUUCUCUUGACUUACAUGACAGAAUGCUAUCCGGAAGAUGCAGCAGAGGUAACUAUCGUUUUUCAGUUCUUCUUUGCCGUGCAGACUUUCCAUCCCCCGUUCUAUCUCCCCCAGUGGAUCGAAGCUCCUGCUGGACCGAAGGUCCCCUACACCGUGUUCGCGGCACUUCCUGUGGUGUUUUAUCCCUUUUGUAUCGGUAUUUUUACGUGGAAGGGUGAGCAGAUCAGGAAUAAAGGCCCGUUGUUUGCAUGGUAA
Messenger RNA from Aspergillus tubingensis, 1488 nucleotides. RefSeq names its product MFS general substrate transporter. Gene Ontology annotation, molecular function: transmembrane transporter activity. The transcript has 5 exons. NCBI's taxonomy places the organism in Eukaryota, Fungi, Ascomycota, Eurotiomycetes, Eurotiales, Aspergillaceae. The record is from RefSeq and is a predicted model, not a curated record. Bases 1 to 1488 code for a protein of 495 amino acids. Gene Ontology annotation, biological process: transmembrane transport.